UCCAGACUGAGAUGGUUUGGACAUGUUCUGAGGAGAGACAGAGAAGAUAUUGUUUGAAAGAUUCUGAGUCUAGAGUUGCAGGAAAGAGGUCUAGAGAAAGACCAAAGAGGAGGUUUAUACAAAGAGGAAAGGAUGCAGAAGACGGUUAGAUGGAGCAAACUCAUUGGCUGUGGAGACCCUGAAGGGAAAGCCCAAAAGGAAAAGAUGAUUUAAACACACAGGAGAAAAAUGACAUUAUCCAGGGAAAAGUUAUAAACUAAAAAGUAACUUUAAAAAAGUGCAUUAGCAGAUGAAGAUCUACAUUUCCUCCACAGAAUUUCCUCUUUAUCCAAAUAUUUCUUCCUUGUGUUCCUGUACAGCAUUUAUUUUAUUUAUUUUUAAUAGUUGUUCCAGUUUUUAAAAUGUACUCUUACAUUUAAAUGUAAACUCGUGUGGUUCAUAGCGCACCCACGAGAAGAAAAGAGCUUUUUAGUGAAGGUCGGCUUUGGACCCUUCUGUUUGGAGGAUGACUUUUAUUAAAUGAUAAUCAGAUCUUUAAUGGAGGCUAUUUGAUAUUCCAACUUAAAAUGAAAUGAACAAAAAAAACAUGUGGAGGCUAAUUAAUAUUAAUUAAUAUUCCAACUUAAAAUGAAAUGAAAAAAACAAAAGAAAACGUGGGCUGUUGAAUAUUCCAACUUAAAAUGAAAUGAACAAUUCAAACAAAAACAUGUGGGGAAGGCAAGGCUGGUAGGGCCCAAGUGAGCGUGCUUCACCUGAUUGCACUUGCUGAUGCAACCGACGGCUCGGCUUAGUAUGCCUACCAGUCUGACCUGCCAUCCGGUCAGACCUGCCCGCCUUCCCUGCUACUGAUCCCGUCAGCACUGAGGAUCAGUAUCACACGGAGCAACUCCCAGCGCUAAGAGAAGCUCAAGGGGGGUUUGGUCACGAUCGGUUAAGAUAAAAGUCAACAAAGCGAAACAAGAAAGUUUUUUUAAAAGCUACAAUAAACAUAUCUGAACAUCUUCUCUUCAUAAACAAUGCUCAUUCAGUUGUAACCAAAGAAGACAUAAAGUAAAACCAUCAAAGUGGCUUUAGCCCUAAAGCAGAUGGUGAGAGUCGGAACAAGUGAAUAAAGCGGGAGAUGCCGGUGUGAUGAGGUAAUGUCAGCCCACAGUUCAUCACACCAUCAUUACCAGAGGCAGCAACACUGAAUAAUGAGCCUCUGCAGGCAUCUUUUCCACUUUCAUGGUAGUUUGGUUGUAAAAGUGAAACAAUUAUUUGUGAAAGAAUCUCAUGUUUUCUGCAGCCUGGCGCUCUUUAAACUCGAGAGCCUGUCUGGUGUUCUGCGUCCCAACACCUACUGAGGGUGUUUGGUGCUCUGAACUGGCCGCCAGCGUGUGCCACACAGUCUGCAUGUGGUCACAGUGCGGGUAGUUAAUAAAGAUUUAUGAGCUUCUUUAAUCUGAUCGUCUGACCGAUGCAGUGCGACCACACCCCUCCCUGAGGACUCAUUAGACGGCAUCAAACACACCAAAGUGACUAGACAUGCAGCAUAUGAAAGGACGCUCCAGCACAGACUGUUGGAGAGGAGCAGAGUGACAGAUGACAGCCUGGGACAGACUCAAACCCUCAAGAACAGGUUGUGUCAGGAACGAUGACGAUGAAGAUGAUGCUGAAACUGGGUUUUCUCCCGCUGAUCCUCGUCUUAACCUCUGAUGCAGCUGCACCAGAAUUUUUAUUUAAAGCCAAAGAGGAACGAUGGCGGGACGAAAAAUCUGCAUGUGGUUCUGGAGCGUCAGGCAGCUGCGUGGGUCGCUGCGGCGAAGCUUUCACCAGAGGUCAGCCGUGUACCUGUGACUUCAGCUGCAUGCAGCAUAACGAGUGCUGUCCUGACUUUGAAGCUUCCUGCACUGCAGUUCGAUCCUGUCAGGGCCGCUGUGAUGAGCUGUUCAGGAGAGGGCGCCCGUGUGACUGCGAUCGCCAGUGUGUGCUCUUCAACACCUGUUGUCAUGACUACCAGCCGCAGUGUGGCUCUCAUCACAGACGACACCAACCUGUGGUGAUCAAGACCUCGAGAAACAGGAAAACUGAAAUGAGCCAAGAAACCUCCAACAGUGAGAGCGAGGAGUCACACUCGGUGCAGGGCCGCUGUCCUCAGUGUCGUGGUGCUCAGCGUCAAAGUUCAUUCGGCCUGUUCAAACCCAGAGUCGUCGGCUCAUCUGGCCCCGCCUCUCCUUCCUCUCCAGCCAAUCACCUCCAACACGGUGGGGGUAACGUCCCUGCUGCACUGUUGCCCUCGCCCUCCUCCCCUCAGGGCACCCUGCCACACGUCCCUGCCCCAGGACCUUCCCAGCCCAACCUCAGUGCUUCAGCUUCAGGCAGCAGCACACCUCAAAAGCCCUCUGGUUCUGGAGGUGGCAAACUGAAAGUCCAGAUGCUGCUGUAUCCAGGAGGAUUCCAUCCAUCCGGGUCAGGUCAAGUCAGUGGUUCAGCUGGGUCCAGACCCAGUUCUCUGCAGGACAUGCUGCAGACGCUGGGCCUCUCUGUGGUUCAGGAAGCUCCUGAGGCUUCAGGAGGAGACUUGUCUUCUGGCGUGGACCUGUGCGGCGAUGCCUUCAUCAAUGGACUCACAGCUCUCAACAAUGGGACCAUCCUGGUCUUCAAAGGUGACCUGUUGUGGUCGGUGGAGCCCCUCAGUCACUCAGUAGGAACCCCUCAGAGAAUCACAGAGACUCUGGGCAUCCCGUCCCCCAUCGACACCGCCUUCACUCGCACCGACUGUAACAGGAACACCUAUAUCAUCAAGGGGGAUCAGUACUGGCAGUUCGAUGGAAACAUGGUGAUGAAGCCGGGCUUCCCUAAACCUUUGACCUCUGAGUUUCCAGGCCUUACAGGAAGCAUCAGCGCGGCGCUGGCUGUGCCCGCCACCAGCAGUAGUCCAGAGACCGUCUUCUUCUUUAAGGAAGGAGACAUAAUGUUGAGGUUCACCUUCCCACCGUGCAGCACCCCUUCACUCAGGGAGGAACCAAGGAACUCUUUGAAGAAAAACUUUGCCGGUCGGACUGCAGGUGCUCUUCUGAGUGGAGAAUUCAACAUCAGAGUGUCUCUGAAGGCCUUUCCCACCCCGGUCACUGCCGCACUCUCCAUGCACACUCCUCAGGGGAGUGACAGAUACCAGCACUUCAUCUUCUCUGGACCUCUCUUCUUCAAAGUCCACAUUACAGGUGAUCUACCUGCUGUUGCAAAACCUGACCCCAUUGAGACCCUGACACCUCUGCUCCUCAGACCAGCUGCCAUGGCGACCAACCCUGCCAGCACGGCAGGUCAGAGCCUCAACUCUCCACAUCCAGUCAACUCCAUCAGAUUCUGGCUGCACUGUCCCUAGGAGAUGGAACAACUUUUCCUCUUUUUUCCUGCCUAACACAUGAAUCUUUUAUUAAAGCAAUGCUGAACAACUGAAA
This is a messenger RNA of Oryzias melastigma (Indian medaka), 3440 nucleotides long. RefSeq names its product proteoglycan 4a (gene prg4a). The record is from RefSeq and is a predicted model, not a curated record. Gene Ontology annotation, biological process: immune response. Bases 1634 to 3364 code for a protein of 576 amino acids. The transcript has 19 exons. Gene Ontology annotation, molecular function: scavenger receptor activity; polysaccharide binding. Lineage: Eukaryota; Metazoa; Chordata; Actinopteri; Beloniformes; Adrianichthyidae.